Messenger RNA from Oldenlandia corymbosa var. corymbosa, 786 nucleotides. NCBI's taxonomy places the organism in Eukaryota, Viridiplantae, Streptophyta, Magnoliopsida, Gentianales, Rubiaceae. The record is from the annotation of a GenBank genome assembly.
AUGACGAUGGGUUCGAACUCCAGCGGGCUGUCAGAAACCAAUAACACACCACCACCACCCGCCGGAGGUGAUGGCGGCGGCGGCGGCGGCGAUGAUAUCGGCGCCGGUUUAAAGAUCAAGGUUGAACACGGUUCCAUCACUCACGACGUCAGCGUGCCCCCCGAUUCCACCUUUGGAGAUUUGAAGAAGAUCAUCCCACAAAUAACUGGCAAGCUUCUGUUUAGAGGAAAAGAAAAAGAAGAUAGUGACCUGUUGCAGAUGGCUGGCGUCAAGGAUAAUUCUAAGAUAAUAUUUAUGGAGACGCCUGGUGAGAAAGUGAUGAAUGAACCUAUUCAAAUAUCAGGAGGAGCUGGAGCUGUUGCGAACGAACCUAUUCAAAUAUCAAAAGGAGGUGAAGCUGUUGCUCUAGUUAGAGCAGAAGUUGAUAAGCUUUCUGAACAGGUUUCUUCCCUGGAAGCAGUUAUAAAUGCUGGGAGUAAAGUAGAUGACAAACAAAUUGUUUAUGUGACGGAGAUGCUGAUGAGACAGUUGUUGAAAUUGGAUACCAUUGAGGCAGAAGGAGAAGGAAGAAUACAAAGAAAGCAGGAGGUACGUCGAGUUCAGGGCUUUGUCGAUGCGAUAGAUACGCUGAAGGCAAAAAACUCCAAUCCCUUCUUUGAUGGCAGCCAUACCGUACCAGCACCAACUCAUCCUGAGCCACCUGCUUCUGGCACCUCAAAUAUCAGUGCUCCAAAUUCAGCACAGCUUUCUACUAAAGUGACAGAAGACUGGGAACAAUUUGACUAG